UCCCACAGCUGUGACGCCAGCGCUAUUUACAGUAAUAGUCAAGGGUUCCAUAGCUGCGCAUAUAAAGCUAGGUAUUCGGGGAAUGGAAAAACUUGCGUUGUCGCCACCUGCUGAUCCCAACAGCGCUUAUUGCAAGGAUGUCUCCUUCAAUGAGAAGUACAACAGCACCCCGAAUGUGUUUGUUUCUGCAAAUCAUUCAACCAGUGGUGGAAAUCUGCAACCGAUGCACAAUGGGAUAACAGCUUGGGUUGAGUUCAUCAAUGAGACAGGACUCAGAGUUUGUCUAAAGGAGUUUUACGAGAUAAAGUAUGACCCACUUUCAGUGUCGUACACUGUUUUUUCAGAUGAGAAUAUCGUUGGACUUAUAUAUGCCAACCAGGGUGGAGUUAUUUCGACGGCCGCAGGAAUUUUACAGACGAGAGUAUAGUGUAGUUGCCCGAAUAAAAUUGAUAGAAUUGGAGGAGGGUAAUAACAUGUAGGACUAAAUAUGGACUCUUCUAGAGAUAAUAACUGUCUCCACUCCUAAUAAAAUGAUAAUAAAAAUGAUAACACUCACUAAGAACGAAUGUCGCAAGACGAAAUAGGUUUGCAAACCCAUGCGGCACUUUGUUCAUCAUUUUGGCUCUUACUUAAGUGACGUCUCUGUAGUUAGAUGAAACUUGCCGCAACAAUGUAUCUUCAAGAUGUAACUGUAUUUACCCGAGAUAAGAGUGAUGAAUCUCGCGUGUUUAAAUCCACAUGUUGUCCCCCACUACUGGUUUUCACCUGCUUUUUAAUUUACUUCAAUCAUGGUGAUGUGCGCACGUGAUACACGACUCUUAAUAGUGUCUCUUAGUUAGUGAUCCAUUGACUUUUUUUAAUGAAUUUCCGUUUAGGAACAAAAAGACCUAAGGGUAAUGUAGCGUGGCUGCCAGAAAAUCUAACGGUAAAGUACCAGAAUCCUUCAUGCUUUUCUUGUUUUUUGGUCAAAAUAUUUUGAUCAAAAUUUAAUCACUGUGAUGACGAAUAAUUGCGAUGUCGAACAUCGUUGUCGAUAAGAGUGCAGAGCACGCUAAAAUAUUGUCAAUUUGUGAAACUGUAAAAGAAAAAAAACUUACAUUUGCCUCAGUAAGUUUGGUAAA
Messenger RNA from Stylophora pistillata, 1121 nucleotides. RefSeq lists its product as uncharacterized. Gene Ontology annotation, biological process: cell adhesion. The record is from RefSeq and is a predicted model, not a curated record. NCBI's taxonomy places the organism in Eukaryota, Metazoa, Cnidaria, Anthozoa, Scleractinia, Pocilloporidae. Gene Ontology annotation, molecular function: calcium ion binding; carbohydrate binding; zinc ion binding.